This is a messenger RNA of Paramisgurnus dabryanus, 4520 nucleotides long. RefSeq names its product tetratricopeptide repeat domain 17 (gene ttc17). Gene Ontology annotation, cellular component: cytoplasm; actin cytoskeleton. NCBI's taxonomy places the organism in Eukaryota, Metazoa, Chordata, Actinopteri, Cypriniformes, Cobitidae. The record is from RefSeq and is a predicted model, not a curated record. Gene Ontology annotation, biological process: cilium organization; actin filament polymerization. Gene Ontology annotation, molecular function: protein binding.
CGUGAGCCUUUAGGGUCGAAUGGACGGACGGUAGAAAGAUGGCGGAUGACAAGAGCAAUAGUGUAAGCAGUUAUUCCACUAAUAAAUGUUUCUGGAUCUCGUCCGUUCGAGGAUCGGUGUUUAUUUUUAUCUGCGUGCUACUGGCCGAGCCCGGGCGAGCCGCCACACACUGGGUGGUGACAGAGGACGGUAAAAUUCAACAGCAGGUGGAUACUCCUCUUAACCUAAAACACCCCCACCAUUUAGUUCUUUUUAUGCAACAAGAGACUCGUGUGAACUACCUCAAAAAGUUAGAGAAGCAACUAGUUGCUCAGAAAAUUCACAUCGAAGAGAACGAGGAUCGGGAUACUGGCUUAGAGCAGCGACAUUAUAAAGAAGAUGCCGACUGUGUCACGGCCAAAGUUCCACUGGGAGAUCUGGAUCUCUAUGAUGGCACUUUUAUAUCCCUGGAGAGCAAAGACAUAAAUCCCGAGGAUUAUUUGGAUCAAACGUCACCUAUACCUCCAGACUUGGAUAAACCUGACUGUGUAAAGAUUCUUGACCUCCCGUACAGCAUUCAUGCCUUUCAGCAUCUCCGAGGUGUACAAGAGAAGGUAAACCUCACAUCACCCUUACUUUCAAAGGAUGACCCGAUCUUUACCUCCCUGACUCUGGGUCAAAAUGUUGAUGAGAUUGGGCAUCGGAUACACCAGGCCCUACUAAAAAACUCCUCAUCGUGGGUGCUUUAUAACUUGGCCUCCUUCUACUGGCGUAUAAAGAAUGAACCGAGGCGAGCUGUGGACUGUGUGGUUCGUGCCCUCCAUUUUUCCCCAAGGCAACACAAAGACAUUGCACUCGUCAAUAUGGCAAACAUUCUUCACCGGGCGCACUUCUCGGCUGACGCUGCCAUCCUUGCACACGCUGCUCUGGAUCUCACCACCGAUCUGCUAACCAGCCAUUAUACCCUUGGCAACAUUUAUGCUAUGUUGGGGGAGUAUAAUCACUCUGUGCUGUGCUAUGAGCAGGCCCUGCAGGCUCAGCCGGUGUUUGAGCUGGCCCUCAGAAGGAAACACGCUGUCCUCUGCCAGCAGAAGCUGGAACAGCGACUAGAAGCUCAACAUCGGUCUUUGCAGCGUACCCUGAAUGAACUGAAGGAGUACCAGAAACAGCACGAUCAUUACCUGCGACAGCAGGAGAUGCUGGACAAGCACAAGCUUAUUCAUGAUGAGCAGCUCCUGCGAAACAUCAUUCACGAGACCCAGAUGGUUAAAGAAGCACAACUCGGAAAUCACCAAAUGUGUCAUAUGGGAGAGCAGAAGUCUACCUUGCACUGCCCUUUUGACCUGCCAGUACGGUAUCACCGGGGCGAACCGUUUGAAAAUGUCAACUAUAUUCAGUUUGGUGAGGAGGUGUCUAUAGCCAGCAGUGUUGCUCUGGUGUCCGAGCUAAGCGUGAAUGAGAGUCACAGUCCACAGCAGUUCUACACCAUGUCCAUAGGACGUGAACCUGCAGCCUACUGGGACAAGGAGACCUCCACCUUCACUGAUGAGAGUCAGACGGUGCUGUGGCCUAAGAAGUCCGAUUGUACACAACGAUUCUCCACUAUUCCUCCUCCCCACUUACUGCCAACAUAUUACCUGCCUCCUGAGUCCCGCAACUUUAAGGCUCUUAAUAUCCUCUUGGACCACACAAGUCCUCCACCAUCAACAAAGACCCCCGACUGCACCUUCAAUAAUCAUAUCUCCAGAGACCUGCUGGCUCCUGUGGCCUUGGCAUUAGAGAAGGAGCUGCCUGACACGCAUGCAACAGAGGUGUUGUUAAAACGCAUCGGUGGGAGGAGUUUGGAGCAAGCUGGUGCACUGAUCGCUCAGGCUUUAGAAAAGACAACUGGUCCGGAGUGGAUGAUGCAGAAUGAAGCUGGUCUGUACUGGCGCGCUAAAGGAAAUGGAACACAAGCUUUGAUGUGUCUGCGUCAGGCGCUACAAACUGUUCCUCCUCAGCACAGAGACAUACCGCUGGUCAACACCGCCAACCUACUGCUGCAUUACGGCCUGCACAGUGUGGCCUAUGAGCUGCUGCAACAGGCCAUGCAGGUCAACCACUCAGAGCCUCACACUUUGUUAAGUCUGGUCAGUGUUCACCUUUCUCAAGGAAACCUGACUGGAGCUCUAACAGUGUUUCGACAGGCCCUGACGCUCACCGUUCGCUGCCCCCAGUGUCGUGCCAGCCUGCCACUAAUGCGCUGUCUUCAAUUUUACCCCUUCCUUUACAAUCUCCAGCACCAGACCUGCCCGUCUGGCUCAGGUUGUGAGGCAGAGGAAGACUCAGAGCUGGAGGACUGGGAUUCGGGCAACAGUGGCAGGCAGGAGCCCUGGGAUACUAAUGCCAUGUCUGCUUUAGAAGAUUCACUCCUCUUUAAAAAGGUAGUGGUGGACAGCAAUGGUUCGGAGGAGGCAGGUGGGCAGGUGCAAAAUAAGGACGAGGUGGAGGAGCAAGACUGGCAGUUAAGGGAGGAGCUGAUAGGAGCAUUUGAAGGGGCUCUGGAUAUAAAUGGAAAGACGGGGGACCUGCGGGGCAUUCGUGUGGUGAAAAACGAUCAUGGGGUCAUGGGGGCGAAAGAUGGAGGGUCAUGCAUUGGCAAUUGUGACGAUGAUGACGGAUCUGAAUGGAUUACAUUCCAGGUAAAACGAGUAAAAAAACCUAAAUCGGAUACUUCAGAAGGUGGGGUAGAAGAAGGAGAUGUCCGACAGGGUGAAAUGUCAUCGAGUAACUCCAUCUUGGAGAUCAGUGGGCCCACAAUCCCCUCACCUGGACCCUCGGAGAGAUGGAAGGACUACAGCAUUCUGGGAUGGCCAGGUCCAGAGGAAUGUCAGCGUACACGUCGUGUAGAUCUCACUACCGUGGCUAGUACCUGGCUCGCUGUGUCUGCCAAGAACAUAGAUAUUACAGAACAUAUAGACUUUGCCACAGCACUACAGGAGCCUGCGGCUGAGCCGUUGUGUAACGCCAACCUUCCUGCCAGUAUGCACACAUUGGACCACCUAAGCGGGGUAGCCAACCGUGGAGGCAUUCACUAUACUGGAGAGAGUCAGCUUAGAGAGGUAUUGCAAAAUCUUGGAAAAGAUAAAUUUCCCCCACAGUCUUUUGAGCAAGUGGGAACACGCAUUGCUAAGGUGUUAGAAAAGAAUCAGACCUCCUGGGUUCUGUCUAGCAUGGCAGCGUUGUACUGGAGGGUGAAAGGUCAGGGAAAGAGAGCCAUCGACUGCCUCCGCCAGGCUCUAAACUUUGCUCCUCACCACAUGAAGGAUGUACCCCUCAUCAGCCUCGCCAACAUUUUCCAAAAUGCACGCCUAUGGGAGGACGCCCUGACUGUGGCGCGCAUGGCAGUAGAAAUAGCUCCUCAUUUUGUGGUCAACCAUUUCACCCUGGCAAAUGUCUAUAUAGCUAUGGAAGAGUUUGAGAAAGCCAUGCAAUGGUAUGAAUCCACAUUAAAGCUCCAACCAGAGUUUGGGCCGGCCAAAGACCGUUUGCGUACAAUCCAAUGCUACCUCCUCUCCAAGAGGGACCGGCGAGCUCCCUGAAAACACCACACGCACAUAAAUCUGUUAUGAACAUGCUUCUUAAUCUUAGCUGUCAAUGAGGAUCAGAGUGUUUGUCUAUUUGUUGUCUUAAUUUCAUAAAUAUAGACCAUAUCAUUAAUGUCUGUAAGUUGGGUUUCCGAUGAGCUAUGACAAACGAUUACCAUUUUUCCAAUCAUUUUAUGUUGAUUUAUGGCUUAAGGGUUCAUUUAUUUUCUCUCAAACAUUGUGAUCGUCCUUGAAGGUAAUUAAGGGAUAUUUUGCCGGGACUGUUAAAGGGGUCACUUAAAUUUUGAACUUAAGAUUUGAGUGUGCCUGAAGUUGAAUGUGCUGGACAUUUUAAAUGCUAAUGUUUUUUUGUUUUUUGUUUUACAGUAAUACAGAAUUUGUUCAUUUGCCCCACCAUAUGCAUAUCCCUUUCUCUCUCAGCAAUAGCUAAUACAUUGUCAUUUAGUAUAUGACCUGUCAAAAGAAACCCAUUUAUUUACAUUCUCACAUUAGUUUGCUAAUGGUAAGAAUUUAGGCGGUUACACUUUAAAAUCACAUACACUGUCAGAAGAUAAAGUACGAAAGCUGUCACUGGGACAGUGCCCUUAUUUAAAAGUUUCUAAUAUGUACCAUUUAGGUACAGAUAUGUGGUACAAAUAUGUACUUUUGGGGUAUCGCACCAGCUACAGCUUUUGUAAAAAAAAUUCUGAGAGUGUAGGGUCUUGAGGUCAUGGUUAUUUCCUUGGAUCUGCCGUCAAAACAAAAGGUUAAAGCUUAUUGUCCUCCUGUUGCUUGAAAUUAGCUAAAAGUAACCAUUACUGCAAAUCUGUGGAGAGAAAAAUUCCCCUGGUGGUGUAUUAUACUGCUUUCAAAUUUGAUUGUUUUACCUAACAUGAAAUAACCCCUAAACAUUCAGGUUGUAGAUCAAGCCCAUUGCAAAUAUUUCGAUUGAACUAAAGAUGAACAACAAAAGUU